UCAGCCUCAGCGCCAUGUUUCUUCUGACUUCAGUCUUGGUAGCAGUUGUCUGCCUUUUGAUGGUGUGGAUCUUUCAAAAUGUUGAUGGAGGAACCCAGAGAAGGAAGGGGGAGCCUAGAGCCAGGGCCGAGGCUCGCCCCUGGGUGGAUGAAGACUUGAAAGACAGCACUGACGUCCACCAGCUGGAAGAAGACGCUGACGACUGGCAAGUGUCAGAGGAAGAGGUGGAACACAUCCCAUUCUCCCACACCCGGUAUCCUGAGAAGGAAAUGCUUACGAGAUCCCGGGAAUUUUAUGAACUUCUCAAUAAGAGACGGUCUGUUAGAUUCAUAAGUAAUGAGCAAGUCCCAAUGGAAGUGAUUGAUAAUGUCAUCAAAGCAGCAGGAACAGCCCCAAGUGGGGCCCACACAGAGCCCUGGACCUUUGUGGUUGUGAAGGACCCAGACGUGAAGCAUAAGAUUCGGGAGAUCGUUGAGGAGGAAGAGGAAAUAAACUACUUGAAGAGGAUGGGACCUCAAUGGGUUUCAGACCUGAAGAAACUGAGGACCAACUGGAUUAAGGAGUACUUGGACACAGCGCCUGUUUUGAUUCUCAUUUUCAAACGAGUACACGGUUUUGCUGCAAAUGGCAAGAAAAAGAUCCACUACUAUAACGAGAUCAGUGUUUCCAUCGCGUGUGGCAUCCUCCUAGCUGCCCUGCAGAACGCGGGACUGGUGACUGUCACGACCACUCCUCUCAACUGUGGCCCCCGUCUGAGGGUGCUCCUGAACCGCCCUGCAAAUGAAAAGCUGCUAAUACUGCUCCCUGUGGGGUACCCCAGCGAAGAGGCCACGGUGCCUGACCUCACACGGAAACCUCUGGAUCAGAUCAUGGUGACUGUGUAGGCAGGACACAGGCAGGGACGUGCUGGAAGGUGAUGCCCCCCACUCCUUUCUCCUGUUCCUUUUGGGAGUACAGGCUGCUCUCUCCCUGGGUGUUCCUGGCACUCCACUCCACAGGGCUGGCCUCUGUGUGUGUGAAGAAACCUUUGCACUUUCUACAGCACUUUGAGUCUGAGAAGCCCUGCUUCCGAUAGUGUGAUUAGCUGAACCAUACAAAGUAAGAGAUGAAUAGGUAUGUUCUCUUCCAUUUCUUAUCCACUUUGGAAAUGCAUUAAAUUUUUGCUAAGAACA
Messenger RNA from Aethalodelphis obliquidens (Pacific white-sided dolphin), 1172 nucleotides. RefSeq names its product iodotyrosine deiodinase (gene IYD). The record is from RefSeq and is a predicted model, not a curated record. Lineage: Eukaryota; Metazoa; Chordata; Mammalia; Artiodactyla; Delphinidae. The coding region runs from base 15 to 884 and encodes 289 amino acids. Gene Ontology annotation, cellular component: plasma membrane. The transcript has 5 exons. Gene Ontology annotation, molecular function: oxidoreductase activity. Gene Ontology annotation, biological process: thyroid hormone metabolic process.